GCUGCCAGAAGAGACACAUAACCUCUGUCUGCUGCCUUUAAUCAAAACUGAGGGGAAGACUGUUUUGUGUUGAGUCUGAAAACUGCUAAACAUCCCAAAAUACUGAAGAUCAUCUGACUCUCUGGGAUUUGCCUGUUGCUGUCUUCUCCCUGGCCUUUUUAGGUGAGGAUAGAUUGCAGCAAUUCAUGCUGCUGUGUGGGAGAUUGUUUCACCUGUGACAAUCCAAACACAAAGACCUACCUACAAUGAAAGACUGGAGAGCCCCCACUAAUAAAUGGCUGGAUUCCUUACCUUGGGAAAGCUCUGAUUUUUAGAAAAGAUGCUUACAAAUUCUUACUGGAUCAGCAAAAGAAAUUUGGAGAUAUUUUCACUGUACAUAUUGCUGGUGAGAAAUAUUUUAGUAGAUAUAUUACCUUUAUCAUGGACCCAUUUCAAUAUGUCUAUGUCAUCCGAAAUAGCAAGCAACUUGAAUUUCAUGAAUUCGCUAAUAAAAUGGCAUCCAAAACUUUUGACUACCCAGCCUUGUCAAAAGGAAAAUUCCCUGAACUCAAGGAAAACCUGCACAGAAUCUACCAGUAUCUACAAGGCAAGCCUUUGGAUAUAAUUUCUGACCACAUGAUGAAAAAUCUCCAGGAUAUAUUUGAAUGGAAAUGCUCACAAGCAACAGAUUGGGAAACAGAAAAAAUGUACAAAUUCUGCUGCUCUGUAAUGUUUGAAGCCAGUUUUGUAACACUAUAUGGAAGAGUUCCUGCUGCAGAUGGCCACAAAGUUAUUAGUGAAAUCAGAGACAAAUUUAUCAAGUUUGAUGCCAGCUUUCCCUAUUUAGCUGCAAACAUACCAAUUGAGUUGCUAGGAGCUACCAAGAAGGUUCGGAAGGAGCUUAUACAUCAUUUUUUACUUCAGAACAUGACAAAAUGGCUGGGAGGGUCAAAAGUGGUCCAAGCCAGACAAGAUAUAUUUGAGAAAUAUGAGCUGCUUGGAGAUUAUGACAAAGCAGCACAUCAUUUUGCCUUCCUGUGGGCCUCUGUGGGAAACACGAUUCCAGCUACAUUCUGGGCCAUGUAUUAUCUUCUGCGGCACCCAGAAGCUCUUGCAGCGGUGCGUGACGAGAUUGACCAUUUGCUGCAGUCAACAGGUCAAAAGAGAGGGCCCACAUAUAACAUCCACCUCACCAGAGAACAAUUGGACAACCUGGUCUACCUAGAGAGUGCCUUAAACGAGAGUUUAAGAAUGUGCUCGUCCUCCAUGAACAUCCGCAUCAGCCAAGAGGAUUUUGUUCUCAAGCUUGAAGGAAAUCAAGAAGUCGUUUUGAGGAAAGGAGACUGGAUAGCCCUUUACCCGCAGAUUUUGCACAUGGACCCUGAGGUCUAUGAAGAUCCUAAGGAGUAUAAGUUCGAUCGAUACAUAGAGAAUGGCAAGAAGAAAACCACAUUCUACAAGGCAGGAAGAAAACUGAAGUAUUUCCUAAUGCCCUUUGGCUCUGGGAUCAGCAUGUGUCCAGGGAGGUUCCUUGCAAUGAAUGAGAUGAAGAUGUUUCUUUUCAUACUAUUGUCUCAUUUUGAUGUAGAACUAGCAGAAAACAAAGCUGUCAGACUUGAUAACAGUCGCAUGGGCCUUGGUAUCCUCCUGCCAGACGUUGAUAUUGCCUUUCGUUACAAGCUAAGGUCCUUAAGAAAUUGAGCAGCUGCCUAUAUGCCUUCCACUAAUCUCCAUGUUUGCUCUGUUUCAUCACUCAGCCUUAUAUUUUUGGAAACAAUUGCUUUUCCCUCUCUGCUUUUACCUCCUUCCUCUUUGUUUCUAAGGAGAAAAGCUGUUGGGCUGGAGGUAGAGACCAGAUGCAGGGAUGUCCAACCUCAAUUUGUCCUGCUUGCAUUGCGAGAAGUGAGGUGACGUGACAAGAGUCUGGCCAAGUAAAUAGCCCAGCAUCUCUACAAGGUGCAUCCCCAUACUCUUGGCUGUGAGAUGAGCAGGAUUUACAGGAAAGAUGAAUCCAGGCCACUUACAUGAAUAUCAGCAUCUGCUCAUAAAAGCAUAAUAACAAGAAAGGAGGAGCUUCUUGUGAUUAUUAUCCUAACUUUAUAUUUACUUUAUUUCUUUCAUGGUCUUGAGAGUCUUCGCCCUUUUUUUGGGAGGUGUGAUGGAAGUUGUGUGGGGUGGUGGAGGGUGAUUUGCAAGAAUGUCUUACUGCUGACACAUUUCUAACUUCAGGUUUAUGUACUGAGGGUGAAUGCUUUGCUUUCUUACUCCUUUUCCUUUUUUUUUCUUUUUUUUUUUUGGUGCAGUGAGUGCAAAAAUUUAAAAUAUGUGAUUUCUUUCCUGCAAUCAUUUAAAGUCAGAAGAGAAGUUCUGUUGAAUAGUUUUAAUAGGCUCUUGAUCAAGCCUAAUUAUCUAUUUUGGCUUUUGAGCCCCCCCCCCCCCCCCCCAAGCAUAUUGUUCAGGGAGAAAAUAUAUUCCCAUUUUAAAUUAUUCUAUCACCACAAAAAUUAGCUUCUCUUUCUCUCACUGUUUCUGAGUAACAUGCUCGUGCAUUUAUUUUGACUGUUUCUUAUGUUUGUUCAUUUCUCCGAAAAGGCAAAAGAGGAAGAGGGUUUCAAGGGCAAGUGUGGUAUCUAAAAAUGCUUUUUAACAUUGUUUUACCUUGCCUAAGUUGUGCAUGGGCAGAGUAGUGUGACCUGUGUUUGGAAACAGACUUGUCCAUCUGCAGAUUGGAAAAUAGGCUCUUCCCUGGGGCCAAAAUUUGAGCAAGUGAAAACCCUGGGCAGCCACAGAAGUUUAUACUGGCUGCCCAACCUGCUCACUGGGUGCCCAGCUCUUGUUUGGAAAAUUAAUUUCCUAGUGCAAAAAAUCUGAGAUUUUAGACCCUGUCUCUCUUCCCAGCCAUCACUUCAGAGAUUGAUGAGGAUUCCCAUGGCUGUCCAGUCUCAAUUUGCCAAGAUGAUAAUUGUAAUGGCAGAAUAGCCACAUCUGUGGGCCUUGCCUUGUGUUCCUAAAAAAACAUCUCUCUUUGGGAUGUGCCAGAGUAAGUCUUUCAAAAUCAGAAAUUCUACUAAUCUAUAUGGCACUUGAUGGCCUAUGGAUGAAAACUAAUAUCUAAAUACUAAUAAUUAUGUAUUGUUAUUUUUGUAUAAGUCUGUUCAGUCAUUUGUGUAUAGCACAUACUCUAAAUAAGCAUCAGCAUCAGUAGGAAGACUUUCAGAGAUUGAUACAGCCACAUUCCAAGUCCUCCAAGAAGGAAAUUGUGGUUUUGUGAGAUAUAUUAGAUAAACAUUUUCUCUUAAUAUAUAGUAUCAAUAAUGUCUACAGAUUUGGAGUACACUUACAUUAAAUGAACUUUAUGGUUGAUUAAAUGCUUUAACUUUACUUCAACAUUUAAUCAACAGCAAAUGCUGAUUAUUGCUUUGUGCCACAGAGUAAAAUUGGGUUUUAUGGAGACAUUCUUGUACUCAGGUUACUUACUCCUGUGGUUACUCUGUAGAAGCUAUUCUGUACUCAGCUGCAGCUCACAAUCCAGUUUAGACAUUAGAGCCUGGUUUAUUGAGAGAGGGAAUGUUGAUAUCAUUACACUGUUGACUGUAUUCCAUUAUUGCUUAUAUGUAAGCUGUAAAAUGUCUCAUGCUACAGUUAUGAUGAUUCCUUCUUUGGCAUCCAACUUUAAAACAAACCUGAAGCAACUGCGAAAAAAACACUGGGUAUUUGUUUUAAACAGAAGCCUCUUUCUUAUAAUUGUCUUCUAUUUUUAGGGUUUUGAAUUAGAGUAUCACUGGCUGCUGCGUAAUUUGAUAGGGCAUAAUAGGACUGUGCCAAAAGUACAUGCAAAUCAUUAGUAGUUUCAGAUUAACUGCUGAUCAAUUUGUAUAGUAUCUAUUCUGAAAUUAAAAGAAGAACUAGAUUGUCUCCAAAGUAGCAACAUAAAUCUGUAUCAUAUGCUCCAUUUAAAAAAAAAAAAAAAAAAAAAAAAAAGAAAAGAGAAAAGG
Molecule: messenger RNA, 3974 nt
Organism: Onychostruthus taczanowskii (white-rumped snowfinch)
Lineage: Eukaryota; Metazoa; Chordata; Aves; Passeriformes; Passeridae
Product: cytochrome P450 7B1
Exons: 6
Coding region: 421-1680 (419 amino acids)
Biological process (GO): cholesterol homeostasis; bile acid biosynthetic process
Molecular function (GO): oxidoreductase activity, acting on paired donors, with incorporation or reduction of molecular oxygen; steroid hydroxylase activity; heme binding
Source: RefSeq, a predicted model, not a curated record